AUGCCAACGGGAGCAGCAAGAUUCUUGAGCCUCGCCAAGCACUGGCGCCGCUUUUUCUCAAACCCGACGACACCUGCAGAGGAGGAGGAGCAGGAGGAGGAGCAGGAGGAGGAGCAGGAGGAGGAGGAGGAGGUGGAAGAAGAAGAAGUGGAGGAAGAAGAGGUUGCAGCGUCAUGUCAAAACAACCUUGACCCGUUCCUUUCGUGCCUUUUGGUGCUCGUGUACGCAGUACAAUCUGUCGCUGGGCUCGACGGAGCAAACAGACGUCACGAGGGUCGUCAAGUGGACAUUCGAGCGAACCGCUGGCUGACCAGCGGACCCAAGCCAAAGGCCCAACUCCAGCUGCCUAGGGACCAAAAGGACCCAACGGAAAAAUCGCCACCCUUUGCCCCCAACCUGGGCAUUAUUCGUCGCGCCCCUGCCAUCGCCGUGCGGCACGCCAUAGAGGUCGAGCCUCGCAAGAAGAUUGCACGACCCUGCAUGCGCUCCUCCUGCACUGCCCACGACGCCGCCUCGGCCAUGACGAACCCAUCUCGCGGGCCUUCACUCCUUCAGGCCCGUGACGACGCUCCUUCAAACUCUCACCCGUCAUCACCCCGACUCCGCCACGACAAGUCGAGGGACGGCCGCUCGCACCCGCACCCGCACAAGCAUCAGCACCAGCACCCGCACAAGCAAAAGCACCGCCACCAGCACGGCUCGCCCGACGACACCACUCAUGCCGACCGACCAGGCGCUGGCCCGGACGACGACACCGAAAGAAAACGCGACAUCCUUGCCGAGCCAGAGGCCGCUCCUCUUCCUCGUGCUCCCAUCGUCAAUGUCAUGCCCGCGCCGGAAGCUGAAAUCCCCGUUGUCACCCACGUCGUGAAGACGGUCUCGCUCAUCCAUCUCGUCAAUCCUUUGGGUGUGGUCUGGAAGACGCAGACCGUCAACAGCCCUCCAAACAAGGUGGUGGGCGAAUAUUGGUCCGAAAAAACGCCAGCCGUUGCCGCCGUCGAGGCGAAGGCGAUAGCGCCUGCCGUCCCAGGCUCAGGCCGAGAUGCAGCCGCUCAGGCGGCGCCGCCCUCGAGCCAUCCUGCUCCCGUCAUGACCCCGCCUUCGCCCGCCGCUUCAUCUUCUUCCCGCCCAUCUAAUCCCACUCCCCCGUUGAGCGUACCGAUAUACCACCCCGCCGGCCAUGGAACAAACUGUAGGUUCUCUUGUCCCGCGAGCCUUUGGUUGGCAGCAAGCGAAGGGUCCAAGCUAAUGGAACCUCGAGUCACCAAAAACGGGAAUUCUUCAUAUACCCUUUCUGCAAACUCUUCGCAUGCCCUUUCGGCAUCCUCCUUUGUAACAUCUCUGCCUGUCAACUUGACCAGCACGGACCCGGUUUCUUCCUUUUCUCCGACGUCGACACCCUCCACCGACUCGGCGACUUCCUCCCCAUCCGUCUCCUUCGUGUCCAGCGUCACGGGGUCGGCGAGCGAUGUUUGGCACGGAGGAUUCAUCGAAAGCAGGCCCCCCAACGGCCCCCCACCGACUCCCAACACGGAUGGCGGCGGCGGUGGCGGCGGCGGCGGCGGCGGCACCAUCCAUGACCUCUCCCCGCAGCAGAAGCAAGUCAUCGGCGGCGUCGUAGGCAGCGUCGCCGGCGUCGCCUUUCUAGCCCUCCUCGUCCUCCUCGCCCUGCGAUACCGGAGGAGGCGGGACGCUCGACAGCUGCUAGGAGGGGGUCCGUCGGAGAUGACGGCGUCCAGAAGCGUAUUCGGCGGCGACGGCGGCUCCGGAAUCUCGAAAGCAAUGGUCGACAGGUCUCCGCCCACGGCCGUCGCCGCGGCGCUCGCGAGCCUGUCGGGCAAGAGAUCCGCUCCCCCGACGGCCGAUUCGGCAGAGGGGGGAGAGAAGGGCUUCUACCGCGUCUCCGGCAGGAAGCUGCCAUCCGUCUUCCUCGCCGGCGGCGACGGCUUCUCGGACCCCCGCGCGAGCAUCAUCAGCGGCCACUCGGACUACUUUCGAGGCUCUCAGGCGUUCGAACCCGACUCUCCAGGCGUCGCUCACCUGGCCCUCGGCGCUCCCAUGCGGCCCGUCAGCGGCGUUCCCAUCAUACGAUGCGGCCCCUGCCGCACGCCGGUCACGGAGGGCCCCUACGACGACGAAACGCCGUGCACUCCCGUCACGUACGACACCUCCGGCCAGGGCUACUUUGCUCCGAAAGGAAGCCCUCGCAGCCCGGGGUCGAGGUUCCAGGAGCGCGUCUGA
This is a messenger RNA of Drechmeria coniospora, 2241 nucleotides long. RefSeq lists its product as uncharacterized. The record is from RefSeq and is a predicted model, not a curated record. NCBI's taxonomy places the organism in Eukaryota, Fungi, Ascomycota, Sordariomycetes, Hypocreales, Ophiocordycipitaceae. The coding region runs from base 1 to 2241 and encodes 746 amino acids. The transcript has 5 exons.